Messenger RNA from Pyricularia oryzae 70-15, 1593 nucleotides. RefSeq lists its product as uncharacterized. The transcript has 3 exons. Bases 1 to 1593 code for a protein of 530 amino acids. The record is from RefSeq and is a predicted model, not a curated record. NCBI's taxonomy places the organism in Eukaryota, Fungi, Ascomycota, Sordariomycetes, Magnaporthales, Pyriculariaceae.
AUGAGCAACAUUUCAAAGGACGUGGCUGUCCUUGGCAACUAUCUCUAUAUCCACGGCGGAAGGACAACCAGGCAGGUAGCCGGGCAGGAUGCAGGCUGGUCGCCUGCAAGGCCGGCCAUGUGGCCCGACCCGAGCGGGACGCGCAUGUACACGUGGGGCGGGGCCAGCAUCGACGAAAAAGCCAACAGGAACUCGAACGAGCCGCGGCUGACCACGUUUGUCCGGGAGAGCAACACCUCAGCAGGUGGGAAAUGGGAGAGGGGCCGGGACAAGCCCAAAGCGUCCUCUGGACAGGAGCUCAUCCACAGGACCCACCUCGGAAGCUGGACGAGCUGCAACGGCCUGGGGUUCUACAUGGGCGGGUACCUGUUCACGGCGACGGACAACUCGACCGAGCUCUGGGGGACCAAGAAGCGAACCCUCCCGGGCCUCCUCAUCUACGACAUGAAGGACGGGACGUGGACGAACCAGACGGCGGACGCCUUUGGGCAGGGGGCGAGGCGCGGCACGCACCUGGACGGCUACGCCGUGUGCCUGCCCACGCUCGGGACCAAGAACCAGGGGAUCGUGGUGUUGACGGCCGGGAGGCAGGCGACGGUCAACAACGACGGGGACAGCGAGCCGGUGCCGAUGGACCGCGUCACCUUUUACGACAUUGGCACGCGGACCUGGCACACGCAAAAGACCACGGGCGCCCAGACGCCCAGCCAGGGCAGGAGGCGCGGCUGCGCCGUGGCCGCCACCGACGCCACCAGCCGCGACCGCACGGGCGCCUACGAGAUCUUCAUGUUUGGCGGCCUGGGCAUCACCCCCGCCGACCUGUGGGUCCUGACCGUCCCGGGCUUCCGCUGGUUCCAGGCCCCGCCCACGGGGCUGCCGCCCACCGCGCGCAGCAGCCUGGACUGUGCGGUGGCCGGCCCAGCGCAGCGCCAGAUGAUCGCCGUGGGCGGCGACGACGAGAACAAGAGCGCGGCCGACGCGUGGGACCGCCCCGACGACUGGCCGCGCAACAUGCAGGUCCUGGACCUGACCAGCCUCGAGUGGUCGGGCGACUAUGCCGCCGACGCUGCCCCGUACCGGCCGCCGGCGAUGGUGGCGGAUUGGAACAGGGACGGCGGCCUGGGUGGGGUGCAGUGGGAAGACCCGAGCACGCGGGCGCUCUUUGCCGAUGUUCUCGACGGGCGGCCUGGCGACGGCCAGCAGGAUCGUAGUCCGCCGAGUGCAGGUGGGGCGCCGACGGAUCCGUCCGGUUCUGCGGGGACGGGCGGCACCGACGUCGCGGCCAUCGCGGGUGGUGUGGCUGGAGGAGUAGGGGCUGUUCUCGUCGCUGCCGCGGCCGGGGUUUAUUUUUGCUGGUACCGGCCGCGACGACGGCAGGUUGGCGAGCCUGCGGUGGAGGACGUUGGGGGCCCCGGGCGUGGCCAGUGGCACCAGGCUCCCGAGGUUGUGCAGGACGUGCAGCGGCCUCAAAAAUACCAAGGCGGCCUCAAGGACAUGGUCGGCAGCCCAGUGGCGCAGGCGGAGCUCGAAAGUAGCUGUACCCCGCCGGUGCACGAGUUGGACAUGUACACGCGACGGCAUGAGCUUGCGUGA